Messenger RNA from Mercenaria mercenaria, 1673 nucleotides. RefSeq lists its product as uncharacterized. Gene Ontology annotation, molecular function: protein binding. The annotation marks the transcript as partial. NCBI's taxonomy places the organism in Eukaryota, Metazoa, Mollusca, Bivalvia, Venerida, Veneridae. The transcript is spliced from 7 exons. The record is from RefSeq and is a predicted model, not a curated record.
GGAGAAGCCUUGGAGCCCAGUGCAGUACCUCACAACCAGUAAACGCAGACCAGUGUAAAGAUUCAAAUGCCGGAUGUACCUUUAGUGGUUCAGAUUACAGGUGUUCAUGCAAUGAUAGGUUUCAUCAGGAAGGAAGUGUUUGUGUUGCUGAUAAAGCACUUGGUGAAUCCUGCAAUAAUGCUAAUGAAUGUUCGGAUCCAAAUGCCGGAUGUCUCGCUAAUAAGUGUACAUGUGAUGGGCAACAUUACCAGUAUAAACCUUCUAGCAAUGCUAAUAAUGUAUGUGAAAAAGUUGAACAGCUCCAGGUUACUGGGAUUUCAUUUUCAAAUAUUCAGACAACUCAGUUUACUGUAUUCUGGACACCACCAGCUGGUAAAGACAGUUAUAUAAGUGGAUAUAUGGUUGAAUGGAGACCGACCAAUAACAAUGUAGGUGGGGAUUCAAGAAAUGUAUCAUCAGCAUCGCCACAAACACUUACAGGCUUAACACCUGGAAGAACAUAUGAAGUAAAAGUUAUUUCAAAGAACACAGCAACUCAGCCAGGUUCAACAAGAUCAACAUCUUCCAAGAAAAAUCAAGCAACAGAACCAAGUAAACCAGGAACGGUUACAAGCACACUCAAUGACUUGGAUGCCUGGGAUAACAUGAUAACAAUCAGAUGGGUGACAUCGUUCGGUGUUGCCACUCAGUAUAGAGUAAAAUUGAUAGAUGGUAGCACGGAGGUCACUUCUACAACUAGUACUUUGAGAACUGCUGUGAUCAGUCACUCCACACUGAAAGAUGGACAUACUUACACAGUUCAUAUAGAAGCAAGGAGUCAAGCCUAUGAUGGAAAUUAUUUAUGGAGUGAAAAACGAAUUUCUACUAUCAAGACUAAAGUUCAAGUUCCAGACCCACCACGAUAUGGCAUCUGUAAGGAUCCAACAGACAAAUCUAUCACUUUGGAAUGGUCAAAGCCUGCUGAUACAAAAGGAGACUUAGUGAAGUACCACAUUCAUGUCUACCAGGACUUUAAUACUGUUAAGUUCAUUGUAAGCACAACAGGAACUCAGAACACAGUUGGCAAUCUUGAUCCAGCCCUUCACAAGUCCAAUUUGAGAUUGUCACCUUCAAAAACUGUUGUCGCUCCUACUUCAACAACAAUUUUAGAUUGGACAUGGUCAAAUGGUAUCAUCACUGCCAAUGCCCACCGUAAUUCUGUACUACCCUCUUGCCCACCUCCUACAGCAAAGUAUCCGACUACACUGAAUGAACAGUCAACGACACCUCCACCAGAGGUUGUUGGAAUUUCUUUCGCGGCUGAUGUUGUAAAACGGAAUAAACAACUGAUACUUGUGCUUCGUGGAACUGUGAGCUCUUGUACCGCAGCUUGUAAAAUUGAAAAUGAAAAACAUGAUGCACUCCAGAAUGCUAUGUUGAAGCCAAUCCUCGGGUUACAUCCACUUGAGUGUCCAUAUGCUGUUAUCCGAUGUGACGCAUCUCCAGGGUUUGUAGCCUUGCGAGAUGACGAAACACUCAAAUCCCUUCGAAUUGUGCUUGAAUUUGGUUGCAUGAAAAAUGCUAAUAAAAAUCCUGUAGCAGAAAUUCUUGAAUUUGAAAAUGAGCUACUCCGCCAUGAUCCAUCUGGUGGCCCGUUUCAGAAUUGGGUCUUUCAGUUGUUAUCGCAAGACUGA